AUGGCAAGUAGUAGUAGAUCGAGUGGAGCUAGUGUGCCUGGUGGUCUUGAUGUGGCAUGGAAAUAUGCUCAUCCAAUAGAAGGCAAUAAGCAUGGCACAAUAUGUACAUUUUGUGAAUCCACAUUUAAAAUUGGUGGAAUUACACGGUUAAAGUAUCAUUUGACCGGAUUUGAUCCACAUAAGAGUGUAAAGAAGUGCAAAGAAGUACCACCAGAUAUUAAGAAGGAGGUAAUUGCAUGGAUAAAGGAUAAAGAGUCUAGCAAACAACAUAAGAAAUCUGUUGAAGAAAACAUAAGAUCUACAGCAAGAAGGGGAUACAUGGGCAAUAAAAGUAGCAAUCCUGUUGAUGAUGAUGAUGAUGAGGAUGAAUAUGCAUAUCCUUCAGACAUGCACCCUGCGGAAAAAGAAGAUUACCUUGCUGUCAUUAGAGCGUCAAAGGAAGAAGAAUGGUUUAGACAAGGAGGAGCUUACGGAAUGGGAAGCAAACGAUUUGCAAGGGGAGCAAGUGUGGAUGCUUCAAAUAAAACCAAGGAUGCAAAGUACAUCGCCAAAUUGUUGAAGGAUGCCAUAAAAGAGGUUGGGUCGUCGAAUGUUGUUCAUAUUGUCACCGACAAUGGUUCAGCCUUUGUUAAGGCUGGAGAGAUAAUGAUAGAGCGGAAUCCUAUUUAUUGGACUCCUUGUGCUGCACAUUGCAUUGAUCUAAUAUUUGAAGAUAUUGGGAAGCAAGAGUCAGUGGCUAAUGUCAUAAAUAAAGCUAGGAAAUUAACCAACUACAUUUACAAUCAUGGUUGGCUAUUGGCUCAGAUGAGGAUCUUCUGUCAAGGAGAUUUGGUCUGA
Malus domestica (apple) is the source of this 837-nucleotide messenger RNA. RefSeq lists its product as uncharacterized. The record is from RefSeq and is a predicted model, not a curated record. Lineage: Eukaryota; Viridiplantae; Streptophyta; Magnoliopsida; Rosales; Rosaceae. Gene Ontology annotation, molecular function: DNA binding.